This is a messenger RNA of Cooperia oncophora, 483 nucleotides long. NCBI's taxonomy places the organism in Eukaryota, Metazoa, Nematoda, Chromadorea, Rhabditida, Trichostrongylidae. The record is from the annotation of a GenBank genome assembly.
AUGCCAGGUCCUUUUCAGGCCUAUGAUCUUAUGAAAUAUGAGCACAUUCUUCAACUACCAGCACGACAUGUGAAAGAGUUCCUAGCAAAAGAGAACGUUGCACCAUCGAGGGUUAUGAACGACGAAAGUGAAGCGAUCCUCGAGAGAAUCGAAUACGAGAAACGAAACAAAGCAGCUCUGAUUAUACAGAGAGUGUUCAAAACGUACCACAGGAAACGGCUCGCUGGAAGAUAUCUACGGAGCAUCACAAUGAUAAAGCCGAAGCGUCGUGUGGAGCUUAUUGGACUUAUCAAUGACAGACUAAAUGACAGGAAGUCUCUACGUAAGGAACAUCUGAAUAUAAUGAAAGAGAAGCUGGCAGCGUACCGAGCAGCUCGAGGACGUGAUGCAGAAUCAUUUGCCAAGAGGCAGCUCAUAGUUCAGUCAAUGAAAAGGGAUAUUGCAGUGUUGAGUAGUAAGUGCUCUCUUGGUUACUAUUCUUGA